This is a messenger RNA of Zea mays, 3283 nucleotides long. RefSeq names its product probable serine/threonine-protein kinase WNK2. The record is from RefSeq and is a predicted model, not a curated record. Bases 913 to 2790 code for a protein of 625 amino acids. Gene Ontology annotation, molecular function: protein serine/threonine kinase activity; ATP binding. NCBI's taxonomy places the organism in Eukaryota, Viridiplantae, Streptophyta, Magnoliopsida, Poales, Poaceae. The transcript is spliced from 9 exons. Gene Ontology annotation, biological process: protein phosphorylation.
ACGUGAGUACGUGACUCACUCUGAGUCUCGAUGACCUUCGUCUCCACUCUCCAGCACGCAGUCGCAGUUGUCGUCUGGGGUGGUGGUGGUGGUGGGCCGAGGUGGAGUCGUCGGAUCUCACACACGCAACUCUCUCAAGACUCAAGAGAGGAAAGGUUGCUUUCCGGCCGGAAAGGGAGGCGAGCGCGAGACCCCUGUGAUCCCAAUUAAGCGCCCAGCCGCGACGGCCCCAAAACGGCAAACCUCCCCAGCCCGCCCGCCCGCGCCGCCCGACCGCGAUGCCACCCACGCCGCCGGAGACGGAGACGGAGCCGGAAUUCGCCGAGGUCGACCCCACCGGCCGCUACGGGCGGUACACGGAGGUUCUCGGCAAGGGCGCCUUCAAGACGGUGUAUCCUUCCAUUCCCCCUGGGCGUUUGACGCCUGGGUCUGAUUCGGGGCCCUUUGACUUCGCGCGAUCGAUUAAAGAUCCCGGCUUUACGCGGUCCAUGCCAUGGGAGGGGACCGUUUCUUAGGUUCUCGCCGAUUUGGAUCGGCUCCAUGGUUUCUGAUGCGCUCAUUGCUCAAAGUUCCAGGCCCGAUGCCACUCUCUCUAUAUAUGAAUAUGAUGCCUCACAUAUUGCCUUUUUGUUGGGAAUCCUGAUCUCCUUUCAUUUAAAAUACGUGACCGCAUUGCUCUGCUGUGACUGCCUGAUGCAUUGUCUCCAUUUCAGUUCCCAAUUCCAUUUUGUACCUUCUGUCCUAGGCUAUCAACUCGACAUUUUGGUAUGGCGGUUACGGGCUUACAGCCAGGGUGGUUUUACUUGGUGCUAUCAAAUGAAGACCCACAUGUUUACCCACGGGGGAUGGAAUAUUUUCUUAGGUUCUUGGCACUUUGCCCAGUGAUUGCAUCGUGCCACUUGGAUUGGCUCGAUGCUUUCUGAUGCGCUUGUUGUCCAAAGUUCCUGCCCUGAUGCCUCUAGAUACAAAGCUUUUGAUCAACUUGAAGGACUAGAAGUUGCUUGGAACCAGAUCAAAGUUGGAGAUUUACUUCGGAACAAUGAUGAUUUGGAGAGGCUGAGAUCAGAAGUGCGGUUGCUUAAAACCCUCAAGCAUAAAAACAUAAUAAAGUUCUACAAUUCAUGGCUUGACAAAAGAAGCAACAAUAUAAAUUUCAUCACGGAGGUUUUCACAUCAGGGACGUUGCGCCAGUACCGGAUUAAGCACAAGAAGGUAGACAUUAGAGCUUUAAAGAAAUGGUCAAGGCAAAUCUUGAGUGGUCUUGUCUACCUGCACAGCCAUGAUCCACCAGUGAUCCAUAGAGACUUAAAAUGUGACAAUAUAUUCGUGAAUGGAAACCAGGGUGAAGUAAAGAUUGGAGACCUUGGUUUAGCGACUAUCCUGGAUAAUGCACGUUCAGCUCAUAGUAUCAUUGGUACACCGGAAUUCAUGGCACCGGAACUCUAUGACGAGGAAUAUAAUGAGCUUGUAGACAUCUAUGCUUUUGGGAUGUGUUUACUGGAGCUUGUUACAUUUGAGUACCCAUAUUGUGAAUGUUCAAAUGCAGCACAGAUAUAUAGAAAAGUAUCUGAUGGUGAAAAGCCAGGUUCACUGGCUAAGAUUGGUGAUCCUGAAGUAAAAUUAUUUAUAGAGAAAUGCAUUGCUAAAGUCACUGAAAGACUUUCGGCAAAUGAACUCUUAAUGGAUCCUUUUCUCCUAGAUGUUAGUGAUGAAAAAAUAUUCUAUCCAGUGCAUCCAAAUAUUAAUACAACAGAUACUGGUAGUCCAAAACCAAGCUCUAGUUUCAGAUAUGACGGAGUAGCAUCAUCUGCCGGUCGCCAUGAUCGCUCAGGUAGCAUGUCAGAUUCACAUCCUUCUGAUAACUAUGUACAUGACACUGUGGAUCCACAUGCUGCAAUUGGUCGAAGUAUCACAGUCGAGAGUCAACGGAAGGAUUUGAAUACAAUAUUUUUGAAGCUGCGCAUUGCUGAUCCAACAGGUCAUGCCCAAAACAUCCACUUCCCCUUUGAUAUUGAAGCGGACACUUCAAUCAGUGUUGCAACUGAGAUGGUUGUGCAGCUCGAUCUCACAGAUCAAGAUGUAACGGCAAUUGCAGAAAUGAUAGAUGCUGAAAUACGUUCGCAUAUUCCUGAUUGGGCAGCAGAGGAGUCAAUUGACAACCAAGGGGAUGAAGCUGCUCACUCUGAGACCCAUAGUUCAGAAGGUGAUGAGGGAACUUCUGAACUGCGUGAUGAGAUCGGUGCCUCACAUAACGGUUUUGUUCAAGAACAGCUUCCCUCUGGACGGAAGUACUGGUCAGACUCACCCAGGAGAGACGGUGAAAUAUCUCAAUCGGUGGUGGAACAUCAAAUUGGUGAUAGUAGUGCCAAUGGAAUACCAAAGAGGAACAAAGUAGAUGGCAUUGUGAUCUGUGCACGAGAUGAGGAGGAUCAAUCCUUCGGCUCUUCCAUCCAUCCCGCUGAAGCCAUGUUUGAACGAAUAUCAUCAUCUGUGGACUUGUCGAACCCAUCUGCGGUCGACAGCAUGUCUAGGGAUGCUUCUGUUGGUGGCAGCCCUCACUCUUUAGACGGUGAGGAGGAGCACAAUUCUGAUCAGCAUCUGGCAGCAGGUGUCACUGAGAGGUUAAUAGACCUGUUGGCUCAGCAGCAAGAGGAGCUUCGUGCGCUGCAAAGGAAGCACAAGGCGGACAUAGAGGAGAUGCUGAAAAUCGUACCUGCGGAGGAUCGGGAAGAGACCUUAACUCUAUGCCACUUGAAGGCGGAACAGAAAAACAGAGCCGCCGAACCUUAGAUAAACUGUCUCAUGUGCAUGUUCCUCUGUGUGCUGUUAGAUUUAUACAUACUCACACCAAGGAGUUGUUGUUUACACUUUACAGCCGUUGUUGUGCAAAAGUUGGACCUCUGUUGUGCAGAAGAUAAGUCUGAAGCCUUUUUCAUUGUUCUUUUUUGACAUAAUGGAGAAGCUGGGGGAGUGCUUGUCUCUGGAGGACCUCCAAUUCAGUGACCGAGCACUAAAUAGUAAUCAGGUUCUUUUUGACAUAAUGGAGAAGCUGAGUUUUUGACGGCAAAGAUGAAGUUCCUGCCCACCAAAUGAAAUCUGCAGAUGCCACUUUGAUGCCGCUGCGUGCCUGAAUUAACGGUUCAUAAGGAGUGCCUCCCUUCCUUUUUCUUUUCUUUUCUUAUUUGUUUCUUCUGUACUUUGACUUGCCAAGGAUAUACAUCAGUGUUUGAGCUGUUCCAAACUUGCAAUGACAGACUUUAAAGUGCAAUUAUUUUCCGGAUCA